GCUCGCGCCCGCUCGACCCGCGAUGCCGUUGCUCAUCGACGAGGCCAUGGGCGCCUUGAAGGACAAGGACAUGACCUACUCGGAGUUGGACGCGGCCGCCGUGUCCAGCAAGGCGGCGGGGGACAUUGACGGGCCCAUCGACGUCGGUACUUUUACCCGCGGUGCUCUGCGGAAGCUGGGCGAGGUGAGGGUGACCAGGUCUCUCUUCGACGUCGUGGAAGAGUUUCCGAUGCCGGAGAAUCUGGACCAGGUCAUGGAGCAGAUCGCGGGGCAGACGUACACCGACGUGCCGCCUGGUCUUCGCCCAGGCGCUGAGCUCCCCGAAGGCAUCAAAUACUCCGUUGUCGUUGGUGGCAACGGCAACGGCGCCGCCGUCGCCGUCAAGAUCUACGCGUUCCAGAACCAGGUGCCCUUGAAGACCGCACAGGAGCUCGUGAUCGGGACUGGGCAUGCUCCAAUAGCGAGAAAAGGCCCAUGGCUCCACAAGAAAACCCUGCAGUGGUUGCUUGAUCGCAUCCCUGGCCGCCGCGUCGAUUGGGCAAGCGCGGAGGAGAAGCAACGGGCGAAACCGACAGACGGCGAAAAGAAGAGAUGGGAGGCCACGGACGAGGAGCCCGAAGAGGGCAUUGACUUCAUCAACAAGCACGCGCCCGCCGUGAACGACAUGAACCAGCAGUGGCUCUUCAUUGAGAAGAACAUCAAGCCGAGCAGCGGGUCCAAUAUUGCGGGGUGGCCGCGGGCUAAAGUUGCUAACGCAGUGCACAACCGAGCGAAGGCAGCAACGGGGUGCGCCAAGGUUGAGCGCUCGUUCCCCCUGUGCGUGUUCGACUUGCACCCGCUGUGGCCAGAAGUGUUGCUUCCGUGCGUCUUCCCGCUCCUAUCGCAGUUUGGACUCCUCUUCUUUGGCUUGCCUGGCAUCGGCAAGACGCCCACUUUCAUCGCGCUCGCCAUGGCCAUGGGCCGCUACACUGCGGCGCGCUCGGGCGGUAAUCUACUCCCUGGAUGGCGCCGCAGCAAGUCGAUGGACGGCUUCAAGUCCAGCCAGGGGACAGCGAGCGAGGGCACUCUCCUCGACGACCCUGGCAUGUGGCAUCUCUCGAUCGAUGACCUGAAGUCCUUCUUCGACGCCGCAGAGGACACCUUCGCCAGGGCCAGGUGCAACGACGCCAAGUUCGCGAAGAACUCAGCGCAGUGCUUGGCGGAGAAUGAGUUCGAUGAGAAGGACGAACCGCCCGCGGAUGACCGAACCAUUAUCACCGCGGCCGAGGCUGAGAAGCUGUUUAUGAAGCCGUUCUCGGGGUGGAAGCAGGCGCAUGUCCUCGCGGUGCUCAAGCGCGCCGUCGCGUGCGUCGCUGGUCGCCACUCCAUGUACCUUCGUUUUCCCAGCAGCGACCCCGACGCGGUGGUCCACCGCAUCAGCUUCGACAACAUCGAGAAGGACUGGUUGCGCGACAAGCAGUACUGGGGCAAUGACAACAAGAAGUACUACAACCUCUACAAGCAGGGCAUGGAGGUGUUCUACGACAACUUCGACGAGCAGUCGCAGAGGGAGCAGGACUUGAUCGACCGUGCCGUGACCGCGCGCGGGGACAGGCUGGCCGACGCCUACAUCGCCGAGUGCAACGAGUCCUUGCAGGCCAAGCUGCUCUCCGUCAUGGAGUUGUCCUCCAGGCUGAGCGCGGCGCCGCCGCGCCCCGAGGCCGAGGCCAGCGACGGGGCCUCCAUGUUCAGCGCGGCGCCGCCUAGCCCCGAGGCCGAGGCCAGCGGCGGGGCGAUCGCUCUCCACGUGCGCCCAGAUGGAGACGGGAGUUACGUGUUCCCGACGGGGCCGCAGGUACCGCGCACCGGCACCAAGCGCAGCCGGUGCCGCAUCGACGGCGUGGGGGCGAGGGGGGUGCGUCCGAGGGGCUCCCCGCCGUCGCUUGUCGAGGGCCAGCCCGACAUCCUGGCCGUGGAGCUGGGGGCGAUGCUCGAGGCCGAGGGCUUGGCCACGCAGCCUGGCGUCGAGGCAAGCCCGCAGGCAUCUGGCGAUUUCUUCGGCUCGAGCGCGCUGCGCUUGCCAUCUCUGCAGUCGUUCAAGAAGUUGCGGCGCCAGCGCUCCAAGCUGCACUCGGCUGGCCACAGCGAGAAGCGCGCCAUCGCGUUGCAGGCCAAUUUGGAGAAGAAGACCUGUUCGCGCGGGGCCGAAGGCUCGGUUGCAGCCCGCGAGGAGCUGGUCCAAGCGGGCUUCCUCGCUUGGGCACCUCUUCGCUGCCCGACAUGCGCGAGGGGAUACCUUUCGGGCGCCCCGUGCAGUCGGGCCAGGGGCGGUGCCACCAACAAGGACUUGCUCUACUUCCGCUGCAACGAUUGGGGGUGCCACUGCUACCACAGCGUCAUGAAGUUCUCGAAGAUCCCGUACAAGCUGAUCGGGCAGUUGAGCUGCGUCCAGCUGAGAUCGCUCCUCGAAUCCUAUACGGACGCGGCGGGCCAGGGCAGCGCCAGCGCGCGGAAAGCUGCCAAGUCGGCAUGCUGCGGGUACAAAGUCGCGUACCGCCUGUACAGGCAUCUGCGCGGCUUGGAGGCGGACGCAGGGGACAAGGAUAACGAGUCGAUGCAGCUCGGCGGGGAGAUCGAGCCCAUCCGCAACAUCGAGGGCGACGGCACGCUGGUCAGGAAGAUCAGGGUGAGCAGCAAGAGCACGACGUGGCGGACCGAGAUCGCAGAGGCGAAGAAGAGGACGAUCGCAUACCUGAGGCUGAAGGCAUGCAGGGCGAAGAAGCGGUCCUGCAAGUUCGUGGAGCCCAAGCGCUACAUGGUCCACGUCCGCUACGUGGGGCUUUGUGAGCGAGGUGGCAAAGUGACCGUUGCCCCACUUCCUGUCCGCGUGGUGCCGCCUGGCACGGCGCCGCCGCCCGAGGCGCAGGGCGAGGUUCUCAAGUCGGGCAUCAUGAGCAGACUGGUGAGGAAGAAGAAGGUGUUCCUCUUCUCCGACGGCGCACUGGCCUGGCCCAAGGUCGUCGAGCAGCAGAACAAGGCAGGCCGCAACAUCGCGCUGUCGGCGGUGGUGCACCAGAAGCGGCAGUACACGAAGUUCAUUGCCAAGAAGAAGAGGGGGCAGUCCCGCCUGGCUGGCACGCAGGCAAUGGACUCACGGUGGAAGUACAUGAAGUCGUACAUCCCGCGGACCCUGAAGGCCGCCACGGGUCGCGCCGUGAACCCUGAGCUGCGCACAUACAUCACGUCGUGGCAGUGGAGGCAGAACUUGACAUGCACGGGCGCCGCGCUGUGGGAGAGCGUGGCCAGCCUGGUGGGGGCGUCGUAG
Molecule: messenger RNA, 3304 nt
Organism: Prorocentrum cordatum
Lineage: Eukaryota; Dinophyceae; Prorocentrales; Prorocentraceae
Source: the annotation of a GenBank genome assembly